Molecule: messenger RNA, 1536 nt
Organism: Mizuhopecten yessoensis (Yesso scallop)
Lineage: Eukaryota; Metazoa; Mollusca; Bivalvia; Pectinida; Pectinidae
Exons: 2
Coding region: 140-1519 (459 amino acids)
Source: RefSeq, a predicted model, not a curated record
CACAUCGCUACCCUGACAACCUUCACGUCACAGAGUAGCCAGACGAGACCGUUCACAUUACAGAAAGUAUCUAUGAACUUUUAACUGUACCACCAAGAGUGAAAUUACAAGACAAUAAACACCUAUACCCGGACAUAAUAUGGAACUGGGUGGAAUAAGGAAAGUGUCCAAGUUUCUGUCUCAACAUCUCGAUGCCAUGGAUAGCGUAGGUUGUGAGGAAUCAGUUGGUGUUAGACGUUUAACGAGUUAUUUAGCUCAAGUGGCCGGUUUCAACUCUAAGACAUGCAGCAGUAUAAUGACUGGUUCUGAAUCAGAAGGAUUUAAUUUUAGCAGCUCUGAUUUGGACAUGAUGUUAGUAAUAAAUGAAGUAAAGGUAGUUCAGCCACACGAUGACAUACAGGAAGGGGAUGUCAAUCACAUGAUUCUGGUCACGGAUGACACUGGUUGUAGACCUGGCUAUACUUUACUCAGGCUUUACAAAGAAGGCGUUGAUCCGGACAAAGAUGUAAUGAGUGCAUUGGCAGAUGUUAAUGGUUCAUUGUAUCUGUCCAGCCUUGUGUAUAUUAACAACGUGUUACCGCCAAAUUGUUACCAACACGGACCCUGCUUAUCGCUUCAGGCAAAUAGUAAAAAUAAAAGGGAAAUAGAUAUUGCAUUUUCUUUCCAUUGCCGGUCUUGGCCUGAUAGUCUCAGUGACUUUAGGUCUCGCACCAUUUAUUGUAGAUGGCCAUCUAGAGAUCUGGUUAAUUAUAUCGUUCGGAAUGGCUGCUACUUCGUUGCAAUCGGUGAUAAACAUUCUAGUAUGAAUGCAAUGCAAUGGCGGAUUUCUUUUGCAAAAGCCGAAAACUCCCUCGUAAUGUCAUUUAAUCACGUACAAUUCAAAACGUACGCUUUACUGAAAAUAUUCCUCAAAGAGUGUCUUGAACGUGAAGAACCAAUUAAGGACUUGCUCUGUUCUUAUUUCAUGAAGACAAUUAUGUUCCAUGCGAUAGAACUCUCCACAAGUUCUAUGUGGGUGGACGAGAACAUUGUACAGUGUUUUUGGUUCUGCUUUACCAUACUUCUGGAAUUUGUACAAACCGGACACUGCCCUAAUUACUUUGUGCUUACCCACAACAUGUUCCUCUCUAACGUCACUGGGGACAACAGGAGGAGACUACUCCAUGUGCUGAAUAAAUACCAGUGUAUGGGGUGGACGUGUUUGUUUCAGUGCCCGAGUCUUCAGUCUUUACCUCAAAUUAUUCACGAAAGUCGUUCAGUUAAUCCAGUUUCAACUCAUAAGCAGAUGGCUUUAGCUGAAAUCAAUCGGGAUUUACUCAUCUAUACACAGCACAAUUUUAUAGGAUUCUACGAUAUUGCGGACAUAUUAAAAAUAAUAAACAGGGCGUUUUUAAAGUGCUCUGGUGACCUUUACUCUGAUAUAGUAUUGCUUGCCACUAUCAAUGCUGUCACGAACACUUCUGGCAACAGCAUUGCGGAUCUGACACGGACCCAAAAUAUCCAACCCAGAGGGCGCUGAUAGAGGAACAUGGCGAA